ACGAAAUACUCCUUACAAAACCCUGGAGCCAGUCAAACCGCCAACAGUCCCCAAUGAUUACAUGACCAGUCCUGCCAGACUGGGCAGUCAGCACAGUCCAGGAAGGACAGCUUCCUUGAAUCAGCGACCAAGAACACACAGCGGUAGUAGUGGAGGAAGCGGCAGUCGAGAGAAUAGUGGAAGCAGCAGUAUUGGCAUUCCCAUUGCCGUGCCUACACCUUCACCGCCAACCAUUGGACCAGCACACAUUUCUGUUCCUCCUCCUCCUGGAGCCCCGCCAGCACCACCACUGCCACCACCUCUCCCGAUGGGCAGUCUGAUAGCUGCUCCGGGUUCAGCUCCUGGUUCCCAGUAUGGCACAAUGACCAGGCAAAUCUCGCGACACAACUCUACCACUUCUUCAGCAUCUUCUGGUGGAUACAGACGGAAUCCUUCUGUGACUGCCCCAUUUUCUGCUCAACCUCAUGUUAAUGGCGGGCCUCUUUAUUCUCAAAAUUCAAUUUCUAUUGCUCCACCCCCUCCCCCUAUGCCUCAGUUGACUCCACAGAUACCUCUCACAGGCUUCGUGGCCAGGGUGCAGGAAAACAUUGCUGAUAGCCCGACUCCUCCCCCCCCACCGCCUCCCGAUGAGAUGCCAAUGUUCGAUGACUCUCCUCCUCCACCCCCCCCACCUCCCGUGGAUUAUGAGGAUGAGGAGGCAGCUGUUGUGCAGUACAGUGAUCCCUAUGCAGAUGGAGAUCCUGCUUGGGCACCGAAAAACUAUAUAGAGAAAGUUGUUGCUAUAUAUGACUAUACAAAGGACAAAGACGAUGAGCUGUCGUUUAUGGAGGGUGCAAUCAUUUAUGUGAUAAAGAAGAAUGACGACGGCUGGUAUGAAGGAGUUUGCAAUCGAGUAACUGGCUUGUUUCCUGGGAAUUAUGUUGAAUCAAUCAUGCACUAUGCUGAUUAAAAUCCUUUGCUUUUCAAAGUUGGGUCUUGUAUUCAGUCAUACCAUGAUUAUUUACAAGGGGUAACUAAAAGCUAACAGAAUUGUCUUAAUAUACUUUCAAAAAAAUGUGCCCAUUUCUUCAGGCCAUACUGUUUUAAUGGUAUGAUUGAAUGUCCAUCUCUCUCUGGAGACAGUAUGUCCUACCUGAUGGCAAUUUGUAAAACAAGCAGCUGUCUAUAACUGGUUAUACUUAUUUACUUAUGCAUUGUUAAUUUUAUGACCAGCCUAAAUAUUCUGGGGAAGUAGGGUAUAAUAUUUAAUGAACCAUGAUUCAGAUUGUGCCAUUACAUUUUUCAGUACAGCAUGGUAACUAACACUACGUUAGACUAACAUAUUAAAAUCUGGAUGAGAAGUUUAAUGUUAGUGCUGGUCAUAUUACUUUUUGUUUAGACUCUUUGCUCAUUCUUGAACUAUAUUUGUUUAAAGCAUGCAUACAAACUUACGUAUUGAAAUAUACUUUUUUAAAAAUCCAAGAUGCUUCCAAUUGUUGUAAUCUUUACCUGGAGUAUUCUCACUGAAGUCGAUUACAAUGAGUUGUUUGGGUCUAAGGUGUCCAUGUGAAUCAAAAAAUGGGUGGUCUUAUGUACGUGUAAUUUGUACCCAAGUUUUUUUUAAUGAGUAAAUUUACAUUAUGACUUUUUCCAUUCAUAAAUAUAUAAGUGAACCAAA
Messenger RNA from Pterocles gutturalis (yellow-throated sandgrouse), 1657 nucleotides. RefSeq names its product abl-interactor 1 (gene ABI1). The annotation marks the transcript as partial. The transcript has 7 exons. Gene Ontology annotation, molecular function: protein binding. Lineage: Eukaryota; Metazoa; Chordata; Aves; Pterocliformes; Pteroclidae. The record is from RefSeq and is a predicted model, not a curated record.